AUGCCUCUGCUGUAUGACACACCUCCCUCCAGUGGAUCUUCGGCUAGUGGAUCACCGUCUGAUGAUUCGACCGAGGAUUUCACGAUACCCGAACUGCAGAUGAUCAACAUUAACGUGCCGGAAGCGCACGCAUCAAGGCAUCUGAACAUCGAGCUUGUCGAACAGCCACCGCCAGUCGUGCACAUUGGGAAGGCAUUCACCGUGAACCUCCGCGUUACUGACCCCGCAGAUGCGGAUCUGCCGCUGAUCGAGCAGUAUGAACAGCUGUAUCUGGACGAAGUGGUCGUUCGAAUCGUGGCUUGUGACGAGCAAGGAAACACAGAUAUCCUCCAAUGGACGAGCGGGUUCCUCAUCGCGAAUUCAGAAGGUGGGAAUUGCUAUUUCGGUGACGUGGCGAUCCAACAGCUGACUCCUGGUCAAGAAUGCUGCCUUAUGGUGGAGGUGCGAGCGAGGGGCUACUUACGGGCGGCAGUCGGCUCGAUGUCGUUCCUACUUGCUGCGGGGGAGCUCGACGGACCUGUCGAUGGAGAAGCAGUCGAGGGUACUCUCCUGUCAAGGAGGUAUACCGUCAUAGACUUGAUAAAGUAUACUGUGAUAAAGGAAGGAAUCGCAAUAGGCAGCGUGGAUUUUCUUUUUCACAGACUCCUGGAUUAUUCAUCCUGUCUUAACUCAGAUCACUGA
Rasamsonia emersonii CBS 393.64 is the source of this 681-nucleotide messenger RNA. RefSeq lists its product as uncharacterized. The record is from RefSeq and is a predicted model, not a curated record. The transcript has 3 exons. NCBI's taxonomy places the organism in Eukaryota, Fungi, Ascomycota, Eurotiomycetes, Eurotiales, Trichocomaceae. Bases 1 to 681 code for a protein of 226 amino acids.